This is a messenger RNA of Saccostrea echinata, 3547 nucleotides long. Its product is annotated as receptor-type tyrosine-protein phosphatase mu-like. NCBI's taxonomy places the organism in Eukaryota, Metazoa, Mollusca, Bivalvia, Ostreida, Ostreidae. The transcript has 25 exons. The record is from RefSeq and is a predicted model, not a curated record. Gene Ontology annotation, molecular function: protein tyrosine phosphatase activity. The coding region runs from base 1 to 3303 and encodes 1100 amino acids. Gene Ontology annotation, biological process: protein dephosphorylation.
AUGCUAGAGGUUGGCAAUCGGCAAUCCUCGGCUGAUUCCGCUACGCUCCAUACAAAUUAUGCGAGGUACGAGCCACCCGAGGAGCUCCGAGUGAGCGGAAAUUUAGCAUUACAGAGACCUGCUUGGCAGGAGUAUAAUUUUACCGAUAAACCUAUAAAAUGGGGUGCCUCAAAGGCGGUGGAUGGGCUGUUUGCCAACCGUGGAGCUAAUGGAAACCAAUGCACGAUCUCGGGAAACGAACAGCGUACUGCGACAUGGUGGGUGAAUCUACAGAGUGUGGUCAGCAUUAGUUAUGUCAAAAUCUACUACAGAACUGAUAAUUUUCCAAGUCCUAGCGUAUACGUUAGUCGAUUUGCAGGGUUUUUCCUAUAUGUUUCCAACACGACCGCAAAAGAAAAUGGUCAUCUAUGCUUCCAUGAGAUACAGAAUAUCAGUGGUACACCUAUAGAAGAUCAAAGGAUAAACUGUUCUGUUUAUGGACAAUAUGUUAUAUACUACAAUGAAAGGAAAGCUAAUGUGACGUAUCCUAGCUACUACUCUAAAAAAGCAUAUAAUGAAUUAUGUGAAUUGGAGGUUUAUGGUUGCCCUGUUCCUGGAAAAUAUGGAGUACAUUGUAAUCAAUCAUGUUCAGAGAACUGUCAGGGACUGCAAUGUGAUGCUGUUACUGGAAACUGUCUGAAUGGCUGUUAUCCAGGAUAUCAAGGCCCCCACUGUAGUUAUUUAAAUUUAGCAUUGCGGAGACCUGCCUGGCAGGCAAAUGAGUAUUCGCAAACUUGGAAUGCUGCCAAGGCAGUGGAUGGACAAUAUUCUGACCGGUCAGCAGAUGGAAACCAGUGCACAAUAUCAGCAGACAGGAAACAAACAGCUACGUGGGGAGUGGAUCUAGGUAGUGUCGUCAGCAUCAGUUAUAUCAACAUCUACUACAGAACAGAGAAUAAACCUAGUAAGCGUGCCAUCUGUCUAGAUGCCCUGAUUCUAGAUAUUACGGAAAAUACUGUGACCAACUUUGUCCAAACAAUUGUCUUGGACAGAGGUGUAAUAUAUCAACAGGGAACUGUCUGGGAUGUAAACCGGGAUAUAAAGGACCUCGCUGUAGUCAGGAAUGUGAGGGUGGAAUGUACGGAAGUGAUUGCAGUAAGACGUGUGGUCAAUGUCUCGAAUGUGACGGUGGAAUGUAUGGUGCUAACUGCAGCCGAACCUGUGGUCAUUGUCUUAAUGAUACACAGUGCCACCAUAUUAACGGUACUUGUUUACAAGGAUGUUCCACUGGCUACAAAGGAUUUCCUUGUACUGAAGCCUUUAGAACUGCAGGAAGAUGAGCCUUCAGCACUUCCUAUUGUUGGUGGAGUGAUCGCUGCUACUGUUGUACUCCUAAUUAUUAUAGUUUCCAUCAUCUUGCGCAGGAGAACACGGACAUUGAAAGCCAGUAAUGCAGACAAAAGGACAAUGAAUGCAGAAACAAACCUAUCUGAUAUUAAUACACCCUCAAAACCAGUAAACGAAGGUUUAAGAAAUAUUUAUGAGAAUAUGGAAGGAACGUCAUAUUUAAAGGAGAAAAAGGACUCUAACAGUAUUUCCAAUAAACACAGCAAAGAACCGAAAACAAGAAACAAUGAGCGCGACGAUGAUAUUGAUAACGAUGAGAAAUUACAUGACGAAAAUCCAUACGGAGAUUUCUAUAUAAACGAAGAAACUAUCCCAGAUAUAAAUAUCGAAGAUUUAGAGAGUACUAUUAAGGAAAAACGAAAAAAUAAAGAUGAUGGCUUCAAAAGAGAGUAUGCGGCCAUGCCUUAUGGUGAGAAGUACCCUUGCAACGCUGGAAAACAACCAGAAAACGUACCAAAGAACAGAUUCAAGACAACAUUUCCUUACGAUCAUUCCAGAGUCAAAUUGUCCAACAGCCAGUCAGACUACAUCAAUGCCAAUUUUAUUGAGGGUACAAAGAAGCCAGAUGAAUAUAUUGCAGCACAAGGACCUCGUCAAAACACACUGACAGAUUUCUGGUCCAUGAUUUGGCAGGAGAAUGUCACCCAAAUAGUUAUGCUUACCAACCUCAAAGAAGGGAACAAAAUAAAAUGCACCAAGUACUGGCCAGAUCUGAAUCAAUCUAGUGCCUUUGGUUUAAUAUCGCUAUGCACGGAAGAAGAGCAAAGCUAUGCCAAUUAUAAAAUCAGGAAAUUUAGAGUAACCUACAAAGGGAUAAAAAAAUCUCGCAUGGUAACUCAGUAUCACUACACAGCCUGGCCGGAUCACGGGACCCCGGAACCGCUCUGUCUAGUAGUUUUCCAUGACCAGGUGACAAGGACAAAAGAUAAACAAAAUGGUGGUCCAACAUUAGUACACUGCAGUGCUGGAAUCGGUCGUACAGGGACAUAUAUCGCUAUUGACUCUUUAUAUAAGGAAGGCGAAUCAGAGAGGAAAGUCAACAUCGCGGAAUACGUGAAGAAAAUGAGGGAAAAUAGAAUGAACAUGGUUCAGACAUAUGAGCAGUAUAUUACUAUAUUUCUGGCACUUGACGCAAUGUUCAAAGCUCCAACCUGUGUAUACACCAAACCUGAAUUCUUAAGGAAAGCAGAGUUAAUGACACGUGAUAAACCAGCCAAUGAAAGUGAACUAAGAAUGCAGUUUCAGAAUCUACUAAGAGUUCGACAGUCAUACACAGAAGCGGACUAUAAGCUGGCAUUACAGAGCGGGAAAAGUAUAUCACCUGUUCUUCCACUUGACAAGUACAGUCUUUUUCUGUCUUCAAAUAUACCAAAGCGAGGCAAUUACAUCAAUGCGGUUUCACUAUCAUCUUACACCAAGAAUAAUGGAUUUAUGAUAACUCAUUAUCCGUCACCAGAGGACGCUGUAGACUUCCUGCGCCUGCUCACUGACCAUGCGUCAGAAACGGUGAUUUGUAUGGAUCCUUUGAGAGAGGUUGAGUCAGCAAAUGACGAGAGUUGCUUGGUGUCGGUGAUAGAGCCAAAGGAAAACUUUAAAACAACAGAUCGUUCCCAGGCGACAGCGCAGAUGUUACGUUUGGUUUCAUUGGUUCUUCAGAGUCAAACAGAAGGCCCUAUAACAAUAGUUAGCAGUGAUGGCGCUGCCCUUUGUGGAGUGUUCUGUGCUGUAUAUAACGUACUUCAACAGUUAUCUAUGGACGGGGAGGUGGACAUUUUCUCUACUGUCCGUCAGUUACAGAUACGACGACCAGAACUUUGCUCUACCAUGGAGGAGUACAGAAUGAUUUACGAUGUCGUGUUGGAUUACAUCCGGGCACAAGAUGACUCAUCUGAGGAAAAUAUUUACUGCAACCAAUAAUGACAGUCUGUAAAGAAAGAGUUAAUGUAAUUAAGUCUGGUUCUUAAGUAUAAAAGAUGGAAUGAAGGAUUCCAGUGUUUUAUAUGGGAAAGUGAUAUGUAGCAACAAAUAUAAAUCCUUAUCCAUUUCUUCUCAUGAUAAACAUUUGUUUUGAUGUCAGUACAAUGCUUAUUAGCACUAAUAUAUCUAUGCAAUUCGCUGAUUUACUGUCCACUAUAGAAAUAGAUCGAAAACUAAUUUCUUA